Penicillium odoratum is the source of this 387-nucleotide messenger RNA. RefSeq lists its product as uncharacterized. The transcript has a single exon. Lineage: Eukaryota; Fungi; Ascomycota; Eurotiomycetes; Eurotiales; Aspergillaceae. Bases 1 to 387 code for a protein of 128 amino acids. The record is from RefSeq and is a predicted model, not a curated record.
AUGGUUCGCACAGAUCGCUUCCCAGCCGACUUGCUCGAGGAAGUCUUCAAAGCACACAAAGCUUCACAAGAAGAGCUUUCUCAACAGGAUACAAAAUAUGUCUAUGUUGUUGCCCAUGAAAAGAUGAUGGUCUAUGAGGAUUUGGAAUUCAUUAUCGAGAGUGUUUUCUAUACUCUAGAUUCCGCCAAUACCAAAACGAUGGACAUAUUCACGGAAUACUAUCACGACUACGAGCCGGCAAGCUUCUACGAUAAGAGUGCCGGGCAGAGGGUUGGAGAAAGGUCUGUGGGGUGGUAUCUGUCUAGCAAUGGAACAUUUCCUUUGGAAGUUGAGGACGAUGCGGGAAGCAUUUGCCGGAUCUAUGCGGAAAGACAUGAGAUUGAGUGA